Messenger RNA from Nannospalax galili (Upper Galilee mountains blind mole rat), 1303 nucleotides. It is a transcript of the gene Pkib, whose product is annotated as cAMP-dependent protein kinase inhibitor beta. NCBI's taxonomy places the organism in Eukaryota, Metazoa, Chordata, Mammalia, Rodentia, Spalacidae. Gene Ontology annotation, molecular function: cAMP-dependent protein kinase inhibitor activity. Gene Ontology annotation, cellular component: cytoplasm; nucleus. Bases 429 to 662 code for a protein of 77 amino acids. The transcript is spliced from 5 exons. The record is from RefSeq and is a predicted model, not a curated record. Gene Ontology annotation, biological process: negative regulation of cAMP-dependent protein kinase activity.
GGCUGGGUGCUGGCGGGGUUGCCUGCGGGCAGGGCAGCUCCCGGGGGAGAGGCGCUCUGCUCUCGGAGGCGGGACCGGGUCGCUCCCUCCGCCCCGCACCUUGCUGUCACAGCCUCGGCCCGGCAACUCAGUCGCCGCCGCAUCUCCGCGGACAGCAGAGGCGCGAGCUGUGGCCCGGGCGGCGGAAAGGCUGCUGGCAGGAGGACCGAGAGGGAACCUGGCUAGGCGCCGCCCGCAUCCCUGGGCGCAGCUGGGGUCAUGAUAUUCUGAAAACCACUCAAUCAAGAGAAAUCUGGGGAGGAAAGAAACUAUAAAGUCAUCAAAGUCAUACUAAGGGAGAAAAGAUACAGGAAGGAAAGUUAUUCAGAGUAUUUCCCUACACCUGGCUUAGAAGUAACAGCAUAUUUUAACCAGAGGUUUGUACUGUUAUGAGGACAGAUUCAUCAGAGAUGACUGAUGUGGAGUCUGUGAUCAGCAGCUUCGCAUCUUCAGCAAGGGCUGGCCGACGCAAUGCCGUUCCUGACAUCCAGAUUUCAGCUGCUGCAGCUGCAACAUCUGAUCUGCCCCUCAAGCUGGAGGCGCUGUCCGUGAAAGAAGAUGUAAAAAAGAAUGAAGAAACAGCACAAGAUCAACUGAAAAAGCCCCCAAGUGAAAAAAAAUGAAGACUUAGAAUUAUUCAAGUGUGCUGAUUUUAUGCACAUCAAAAGACUAAGUGGCUGUGCUUCCUUGAGACGCUUGAUCUGGUGGUAACAGUGGUAAUGUGUAUGUGUGUGUGUUAGAUAAUCUUGUUGUGAUGUUCUGCACUUAGAUUGCAACCAUGAUGUCCAACAUUGGCUAUUAAAAUGUGUUGCUUUCAAAUUGCACCCAAGGAAAUGCCCUACUGUUUGUACACCCAAUAAAAUCCAGUGUCUUUUGCAGGGUUUAUUUAGCUAGGUAAAUUUUAAAUUCUGUUCUUGUUGUGAUGGGAUAAUUUUCUUGAUAUGUACAAACCAAAUACUAUUAAUUUAACACUUCAAAGAAUUUGUAGGAAAUUAUAUUUUUAGUGAGAUGGAAUAAUAGUCAAAAAUCACAUGCAUAAAAUGUGCUUGUUUUUCAACAAAAUUGCACCAGACUCUUGUCCAUAAUGUGAGAGAUUUGGAAAUAAGCAAGUGAUGUUGCAACAACAUAAGCAUCUCCAAGAUGUUCUGUUUGGUAUAUUUUGCAUCAUCUGUGCCUACUUUUGUUUUUCAUAUGAACCUAUAGAAUGUAAAACUUAUGACAAAUUGCUUAUAGGAAAUAUGCCUAUUAAAUGAAUUUCAUUAUA